This is a messenger RNA of Aspergillus sclerotioniger CBS 115572, 480 nucleotides long. RefSeq lists its product as uncharacterized. The coding region runs from base 161 to 424 and encodes 87 amino acids. The transcript is spliced from 2 exons. NCBI's taxonomy places the organism in Eukaryota, Fungi, Ascomycota, Eurotiomycetes, Eurotiales, Aspergillaceae. The record is from RefSeq and is a predicted model, not a curated record.
GAAUAACCCACCACCAAAGGAUGAACGAGGAGGGGGAUGUACCUUUCUGAAAAGAUACACGCGGGUCUGCACGAUGAGCAGGAUAUUUUCUGGACUGACGAGAGGGCAGUGAGGUACAUGUGGAGGUCACACACGGGGACCAGGGCUCUAAAGCAACUCCAUGAAGUUGACGGCUGCCUCUCCAGCUGCAGCCUCACUACUCGGCCGGAAUCGUCCUUACCGCCACUUCAGGACCAGCUAUUGUGAUCCGCAACAGCAUGCAUCGACAUUGGCAGUGGCAAUCUUAGCUGCUACCAUAAGUCUUCCAGACCAUGGCCGAAAGAAGGACGUUCAUGGGAAACUUCCAUCUUCGUAUUCGCAUACAGAUGGAGAUGGCUGUCCUUGCUUCCAAACCCUUUCCUCUGGCCGCUCCUUGCAGGACUGAGCUACUGAGUCAUGGAGGGCAAAUGGGAUGAUGCCAGCUUCAGCAUCGAGCACGAC